AUGGCGGACCAACACGACGUCGAUCUCGACUCUAUAAUUGACCGCCUCUUGGAGGUGCGGGGCAGCCGCCCAGGCAAGCAAGUUCAGCUGCUCGAGGCCGAGAUUCGUUAUCUCUGUACCAAAGCCCGCGAGAUCUUUAUCUCUCAGCCCAUCUUGCUCGAGCUCGAGGCUCCCAUCAAGAUUUGCGGCGAUAUCCAUGGGCAAUAUUAUGACUUGCUCCGCUUGUUCGAGUACGGCGGUUUCCCGCCAGAGGCCAACUAUCUCUUCCUUGGCGACUACGUAGAUCGUGGCAAGCAGUCGCUCGAGACCAUCUGCCUGCUUCUCGCCUACAAGAUCAAGUACCCCGAGAACUUUUUCAUCCUGCGGGGCAACCACGAGUGCGCCUCCAUCAACCGUAUCUACGGCUUCUACGACGAGUGCAAGCGUCGGUACAACAUCAAGCUGUGGAAGACAUUCACCGACUGCUUUAACUGCUUGCCUAUCGCUGCCAUCAUCGACGAGAAGAUCUUCACUAUGCACGGUGGCCUGAGCCCCGAUCUGAACUCGAUGGAGCAGAUCCGCCGUGUGAUGCGGCCGACCGAUAUCCCCGAUUGCGGUCUCCUCUGCGAUCUUCUGUGGUCUGACCCUGACAAGGACAUCACUGGCUGGUCCGAGAACGACCGUGGUGUUUCCUUCACCUUCGGUCCUGAUGUCGUCUCUCGUUUUCUCCAGAAACACGACAUGGACCUCAUCUGCCGUGCCCACCAGGUUGUCGAGGAUGGCUACGAGUUCUUCUCCAAGCGGCAGCUCGUCACCCUGUUUAGCGCCCCUAAUUACUGCGGCGAAUUUGACAAUGCCGGUGCCAUGAUGAGCGUGGACGAAAGCUUGCUCUGUUCGUUCCAGAUUCUCAAACCCGCAGAGAAGAAACAAAAGUACGUCCACGGCCUCGGGGGCAGUAGCCGGCCCACCACUCCCCGGAAGUCCAAGUAA
This is a messenger RNA of Chaetomium globosum CBS 148.51, 969 nucleotides long. RefSeq names its product serine/threonine protein phosphatase PP1. Gene Ontology annotation, molecular function: protein serine/threonine phosphatase activity. The coding region runs from base 1 to 969 and encodes 322 amino acids. Gene Ontology annotation, cellular component: nucleus; cytoplasm. Lineage: Eukaryota; Fungi; Ascomycota; Sordariomycetes; Sordariales; Chaetomiaceae. The record is from RefSeq and is a predicted model, not a curated record. The transcript is spliced from 4 exons.